Messenger RNA from Propithecus coquereli (Coquerel's sifaka), 945 nucleotides. RefSeq names its product putative olfactory receptor 9A1. Bases 1 to 945 code for a protein of 314 amino acids. Gene Ontology annotation, biological process: G protein-coupled receptor signaling pathway. The record is from RefSeq and is a predicted model, not a curated record. Lineage: Eukaryota; Metazoa; Chordata; Mammalia; Primates; Indriidae. Gene Ontology annotation, cellular component: membrane. The transcript has a single exon. Gene Ontology annotation, molecular function: olfactory receptor activity; G protein-coupled receptor activity.
AUGUUGGGGAAUUAUUCUAGUGCCACUGAAUUUUUUAUUGUAGGUUUCCCUUGCUCCCAACAAGUACGCCGUAUCCUUUUUACUACCUUUUUCUUCUUGUAUUCAGUGACAAUGAUAGGAAACACAGUCAUUAUCCUUGCUGUCUGUGUUGAUAAACGCCUGCAUUCCCCCAUGUACUUCUUCCUUGGCCACCUCUCUGUCUUGGAGAUCCUGAUCAUAUCCGUUGCUGUCCCUUUUAUGCUCUGGGGCUUGCUGCUUUCAGAAACUCAAACAAUAUCUUUGACUGCAUGUGUUGCACAAGUAUACUUGUACCUUUCUUUGGGUACCUCAGAGUUAGCAUUAAUGGGAGCGAUGGCUGUGGACCGUUAUGUGGCUGUCUGCAACCCUUUGAGGUACAACAUCAUUAUGAACAUCCGCACCUGCAUCUGGGUGGUAGUUGUAUCAUGGGUGUUUGGGUUCCUUUCUGAAAUCUGGCCAGUCUAUGCCACAUUUCAGCAUACAUUCUGCAAAUCAAAUCUGUUAGAUCAUUUUUACUGUGACCGAGGGCAAUUGCUCAAGCUAUCCUGUGAUGACACUCUUUUCACAGAGUUUAUUCUAUUUUUAAUGGCUGUUGUCAUUGUCAUUGGUUCUUUGAUACCUGCAAUUGUUUCCUACACCUACAUCAUCUCCACCAUCCUCAAGAUCCCCUCAGCCUCUGGCCAGAAGAAAGCCUUUUCCACUUGUGCCUCCCACUUCACCUAUGUUGUGAUCCUCUAUGGCAGUUGUUUUUUCCUCUACGUGAAACCCAAGCAAACGCAAGCAGCUGAGUACAACAGGGUGGCAUCACUGCUGCUUUUAGUGGUGACCCCUUUUCUGAACCCUUUUAUCUUCACUCUCCGCAAUGACAAAUUCAUACAGGCCUUUGGAGAUGGCAUGAAACGCUGCUAUCAACUCCUCAAGAAUUAG